Messenger RNA from Erythranthe guttata (spotted monkey flower), 1930 nucleotides. Lineage: Eukaryota; Viridiplantae; Streptophyta; Magnoliopsida; Lamiales; Phrymaceae. The record is from RefSeq and is a predicted model, not a curated record.
GAGUUUACCUCAGGGGAGGUAGUUGUAAUUUACCCUUUUGAUUAACUGGGUCGGGUCACUCGGUAAUGAACCGAUUCAAUUGGAUUGAACCCUCAUUUUUAAUCGAUUGCUUAACGCUAAUCCGCGAUUGCUACUGAUUCAUUCAAGCUUUCAGCGACGGUGGGCAGCUAUUUUACGGCGGCGCGUGGGAGCCGACGACAUUGUCUGGCUAAGAUUACAACAUCUGGGUAUGCUGAAUUUAUUCAAAUCCCAGAUUACUUCCCACAAAAUCCAGUUAUUGAAAAACACCCGAAUAUUUGGGUGUAGAAAUUUAACUUCAGAAUCAAACCAGAAGACCGAAAGCAAUGUUGCAAUCUUUUGGGAUUUGGAUAACAAGCCCCCAAAAUCAUUUCCACCGUACGAUGCAGCAACGAAAUUGAAGCUAGCCGCCCAUAGAUUCGGGUUUGUCAAAUACAUGAUCGCUUACGCCAAUCACCAUGCAUUCAGCUAUGUUCCCCCUUCAAUCAGGGCACAAAGAAGAGACACGAGAGCAUCGAACGAGCUCGAAACCAUGGGUGCAAUCAAGCCCGACGAGCCCUACAUAUGCAGAGUUUGCGGGAGGAGAUUCUACAGCAACGAGAGGCGAAUCAAUCAUUUCAAGCAAAUCCACGAACGAGAGCAAACGAAACGUUUGAACAAGAUCGAGUCAGCUCGAGGAAAGAAAAGGGUGGAUAUGGUGGCGAAGUAUUCGAUGAAGAUGGAUAAGUAUAAGUACGCUGCUAAGGAUAUUUUGAUCCCUAAAGUAGGGUACGGUUUGGCGGACGAGUUGAAACGGGCUGGUUUUUGGGUUAGGAUGGUUCCGGACAAGCCGCAGGCUGCUGACGUGGCGCUGAGGAAUCAAAUGGUGGAUAUGAUGGACCGGAGAACGGUUGAGUGUUUGGUUCUUGUUUCGGAUGAUUCCGAUUUUGUGGAGGUUUUGAAGGAGGCAAAAUUGAGGUGUUUGAAAACAGUGGUUGUGGGUGAUUGUAAUGAAGGUGCUUUAAAAAGGACUGCUGAUGCUGCAUUUUCUUGGCAGGAGAUUAUGAUGGGGAAGGCUAAAAAAGAAGCUGUAUCGGUUGUUGGGAAAUGGAAAGAUAGAAAUGUUUUGCAGAGAUUGGAGUGGAAUUUUGAUCCCGAGACGGAGAAAAAAUUGUACUGUGAUGAAAUUGAUGGUGAAAAAUCGGAUCUUGAAUUGUUUAGAUCGGAUGAAUCUGGUUCUUUGUUGGAAGAGGAGGAGAAUGAUGGUAAGUGGUGGGAAUUGGAGAAAUGAGUAGAUAUGAAAAGAUCUCGGAAUGAUUAACGAACGUACGAAUAUGCAAUGGUGUGAGGGGUGACAAAUCUUGGUCGUAUUUUAGUCUGAACAAAGGAGACAACAAAGUGUUUUAAGUCGAAAUCUGAAUAAGACGUUGGAUUCACAGUCUCGCAUAAUGUCGUUGGAGCUAACUCGUCGCUAUUCAAUCUGAUGUUUGUGCUGGUAGCUUUUUCCGGUAAAAUGAAUUACAAGGAUGAGAGCCCGAAACUUGAGUUGCAACUGAGGUUAUCCCCACCGAGGGAUCAUCAGCGGCAAAUGAUUCAGUCGCCGGAGUAUUCUUCGACGGAGAUAUCUCCGAGAAGCUCGUGUGUGUCGCGAGAAGCGAGCCCAGAUGGGACCGUGUGCUUUGAGAGUGGUACCAUGAUACUUGUUGGGUGCCCUCGAUGCCUGAUGUAUGUUAUGUUAUUCGAAGAUGAUCCGAAAUGCCCCAAGUGUAAGAGCACCGUUUUGCUUGAUUUCAUGCACGAUGAGACGAUCAGAGGAUUCAAGAAAUGAAAACUGCAUAAUCUUGAUUUAUUUGAUUUUUCCUUUGAAUUCUUGGGUUUCUUUCACCAAUUUUUUUUUAUUUUUUUUUUUGCUUAUUUAAAUCCUUUUUGUGAU